AUACUAAGCAUAUGUACUUCUCUGUGUAUGUACACCUGAUCAACUGUUUUCAACUAUCAACUAAUUAAUUACUACAAUUUUAACAUCACAACUUAUUAACUUACUUUAUUAACCUUAUAGUACUAACAAUAAGUCAGUCAAAUACGAUUAAAAAAUAUUAAAUUAUCUUUAUAUAAUAAAUCUUAUAUAAGACACGCGCGAGAAAACUAAAAUUGUUAAUUAACCUAAAGCACAAGGCCACAAUCGUCAAAGAAAACGAGAAAGUAAUGAGUACCACCAUAGGGAUACCCAUUCGCUCAUGCCUUGUGAUUCAGGAACUGAGAACCACUGAGGAUACGCGCAACUUCGAGACGCAGUUGCAGGUCAGAAAUGGCCGAGAUGUAAGAUACCAGAGGACAAUGCGCCGGCGCACGGCACAUUGUCAGCUGGCCGCGCGGCGCGCUGCGGGCCAACCGUGUUCAGCCAAUGAACUUGGCCCCGCGAACUUGCUCAUGCGCAAAACGGAAAGCGAGCAUUCGAGCUCCGAUUUCGUGGAAGAGAGAAGACUCUCCUUCGAGACGGGACACAGUACGCAGCACUGGUAUUGAGAGUCUUUU
Messenger RNA from Vollenhovia emeryi, 596 nucleotides. RefSeq lists its product as uncharacterized. The record is from RefSeq and is a predicted model, not a curated record. Lineage: Eukaryota; Metazoa; Arthropoda; Insecta; Hymenoptera; Formicidae. Bases 267 to 587 code for a protein of 106 amino acids. The transcript is spliced from 2 exons.